AAACAUCCCCCUUUUAAAACAAAAAGAUACCAGAUAUCGAAAAGAAAAAAGAAAAGAGAAAUAAGAGAAAAAAAGAAGAAAAACAAAUAAAGGAUAAACGCUAUAAUAGUCAUAUGAGAUAUAUUACCUAAGCAUGUCAAAUCAAAACCAGUGGAUUCAAAUAAGGCGCUUUUUUUCUUCCAUCAGUUCGUAGGCCCAACGACAGCACCCUAACCCCCACCACUAGAUCCUUUCUUCUUCCAAUCGCCGAUGACAUCCCUGCUCUCACUCUCUUCAGUCGAACUGGAAAAGUCGUCAAGCUCGGGUGAAAGUUUUUCGAUAGUGUAAAUCGUGCGACACUUAACAUACACACGCACACACAUAUAUAUAUAUAUAUAUACACAUAUAGAUAUAUAUUCACGUUCGCCACGUACAUUUACACUCACAUACGCACGGGGAACACACUCGCAGAUAUACGCGCGCAUUCGCGCACAAACUUACAAAUUUACGAGCGUGAGAAUAACAUAUAUACAUCGAUUUUAACGAUACAUUGACACAUAUCUCUCACAAAUACACGCGUUACAUAUAUACGUACAUAGAAACGUAUAUAUACAGUAUAUGUAUAUAUAUAUAUAUAUAUACAUAUAUACACAAAUUAAUACGUAUAUAUAGGUAUACGAAUUUAAUCUUGUAUCGAAGAGAUAUAUAAAAAAAGAAAAAAAAAAGAAAGAAAGAAAGAAAUAUUCGAUGAUAAAAGCCACGAUGUUCUGUGUUAAAUCGAGGCAACUACCAAUGCUUCAAGUUUCGGGAAAUUGCUUUUUCCCUUUCAAUCCAAGCUUGCAGGAGGAACUUAAGCGAUUAUUCACCGAUGAUUUCACAUUCUACAGUUACUAUACCAAUCCGUAUCCUAAUGUGGACGACGUGAUGGAAGAAUUUCGUCACAAUGGACGGGAUUUUGAAUAUUGUCCGGAUGUCGACGAUUAUCAACAGCCUGUAGCUAAUAUUCGUCGAAAAAAGCCGAAAAAGCCAUUACCAAACGUAUGCGUCUUUUGUAGAAACAAUGGCGUUGAGGAAAUAUAUUAUCGGCAACAUUUGAUCAAGUAUGCUGAUGGCCGUGUGCAGUGUCCCGUUCUUAGGGCAUAUACGUGUCCGAUCUGUGGUGCUACUGGAGAUACAGCGCAUACCGUGAGCCAUUGUCCAAUGAGAUCCAAAAAUUCAGGAUCUUAUCAAUCAAAAUCAUCAUUCGAGACAAUUUCAACCACGAACGAUCCAAAAUUACAAAGAAAUUCAAUAGGUAAACGACGCCAGAAGUGAAUUGAUUUUGUUUUUUUGUUUUUUUUUUGUUUUUUUUUUUUCGAAUAUAUCGACGAGAUUAAUUUUUUCAACCGUGAUCUAUCUUAAUGAAUAAGAAAACAAAAAGAAAGGCAGGAAGUAUAGAUAAAAGAGAAAAAAAAAAUUACCAAUGUACUACAACUAACUAACUGGGGUAUGGUAAUUAGAUAAACGUUUGAAUUGAAUUUACAUUGAUUUUUGUGCUAAACAAUUAAUUAUUUUCAACAAUUGUUUUUGACAAUUUUUGAAAAUAUAAAAGAUCGUUCGAAAAUUAAUAUGGCAUAUAUAUACGUAACUCGAACUAGUACGUAUGAUUUUGUAUUAUGAGAAUAUUUAGACUUGCAAUGUUUUUUUGUACUUACUCUAUAUGUAUGAUUAAUUCUGUAAAUCUUUUUUUUUUUUUUUUUCAAAUACGAAUAUCAUGGCGCAUAUUAAUUAUAUUUUUAAGAGUUAAGUAAUGAAUUCUUUCAUUGAGAAUAUAUUAUGUGAAGCCUUUUAAACAAUUCUUAUAUAUUAUUAAUAGGUUAAUAUUUUUUUUUUUUUUUUUCCCACUAUAUUAAACGAAUGACUCUAAUCGACGAAAAGAAAAGAAAAGAAAAAUAAAAAAAAUUAUGUAUCUUUAAAAGGUUUCGAGUGAUAUCAAAUUAUUAAUUCUCAAUGAAAAUAGAUAAGACUGCAAAGUUUAAAAAAUGACAAUCUUUUUAUUAUAUAUAAAUAUAUAUAUAUAUAUAUAUACUCACAUACAUGUAUAUAUUAAUUAAAUUAAUUAAAAGAAAUGAAGAAGUUUCUUUUACAGAUUUAGUUAAUAGUCUGAGAGAAUGAAGCUGCAAUAAUUUUAUAUAUGUAUAUAAACAUAUACAUACAUAUAUACAUAUUAUAUAUAUAUAUAUAUAUUAUAUAUAUAUAAAUUAGAUACAGUUAUAUCUUUUCAUAUGCAGAAAUUCGAACCUUUUCUUUUUUUAUUAAUUACGAAAAGUGAUAUAUACAUAUAUAUAUAUAUAUGGAUAAACAUUAACGAACAUUGUUUUAUUAAAUAAUCUUGGCCACAAUUCUUACUAGUUUGAAGAGCAUGCAUUAAAAAGAGAAACAUGAAAAAAAAAAAAAAGAAGAAGAAUAAGAAAAUAUCUCUUUUUUGAUUCGUCAAGAUGGCGAUAAUCGUGACGAUAAUUAAAAGAUAAUUAAAAGAUCCUAUUCGUUUUUUAAAACUACUUCUGACACGAUCUUAUAAUGGACCAUUACGAAGUUAGUCGUAGAUUUGAAAUAUUAACAAUUUUCUAUGAUAAAAUUGACGUACAUUUUUAAAUGUGGCGUUACGUUAAAAUUUAUUAUUUCUUUUUUCUUUUUUUUUUUUUUUUUUUUUUUUUAUGCAAAACUUAGAUUGUCAAAAGUUCUAAAAAAAAAAAAAAAAAAAAAAAGGAGGGAUCGAUACAUCAUAUAUUAGAUUUCUAGUUUCACUAAAGUCAUUCGUUCAUGUGCCUGAUUAUGUAAUUAUUGAUAUAAUUGUAGUUAUUAACAAAUUAAAAAAAAGAAACAAAAAGAAAACAAGAAGAAAAAGGAAAAGGAAAAAAGGGAAAAACCAAGAAUUUCUAUUUCAACAAAAUAAACAUUCGUUCUAAUGAUAGUAUUCCAAAAAGUAUUAUUAGAUUUGUAAAAUGAUCUCAAUAUGAUUUUUCUUUGUAUUCAUUUGCAUUAUUAGUUCUGUAAAAUCAUCAUAUUGCUCUCAUAUUAUAUCUUUAUUUAACAUUUAUAUAUACUUAUGUAUGUAUAUACAUAUAUAUGUGUGUGUGUAUAUAUAUAUGUAUUUAUAAUAGUUUGUUCCAAUGGUUUUUUUUUUUUUUUUUUUUUUUUUUGAAAAUCAAAUACAUAUAUUGUAAUAGUAUAAUAUUAUUGUAACUAUUAUUUUGUAAAUGAGUUUAACUAUUCAAACUAUAUUUGGCUGUACGUUUUUCCAAAGAUACUUUUUUUCCUGUCAAAGACUAUUAUUAUUAUUAUUAUUAUUAUUAUUAUUAUUAUUAUUAUUAUUAUUAUUAUUAUUUUAUAUUAAUUGCACAUACACAUGCACACACAUACACAUACAUAGAGUAGUAUUUAAAAAAAGUAGUAUUAAAAAGAAAUAUUUUAUUACUUAUUCAUAUAUAUUAUAAUAUUACAUAUUAGAGAUAUUAUAAGUUCUAUUAAGUCUUAAAUAAUUGUUCUAUGAUAAGAUAUAAUUAAUUAAUUGCACAAAAUUUAAUAUCAUCCUGCUCUAUUUUUCGUUGAUCGAUUACUGUUUGACUGAAAUCGUGAUAUAUACGUAUUAAAAAUAUAAUAAAUAAAUUGAAUCGUGAAUUGAAGAGCAAGAGAUGAUAAAUGUAUAAAUAUAAAGCAUACAAGAGAUUAAUAUAAAUUAUUGUCAUGAUAUUGUUACUUAUUAUUUGAGCAAUAUCUAAUUUUUUGUUUCGUUUAAUUUUCACAUUAUGUAUAUACAUACAUAUAUACAUAUGUAUGUAUGUAUAUAUAUACACACACAUAUAUAUAUAUAUAUAUAUAUGUAUGCGUUCUCUUGUUUUACGCAAUAGUAAAAUUUAAUAGAAUUGUACAAAUAUAAUAAUUUUUAUAAGUCAAAAGAAAAAAAAAAAAAAAAAAAAGAAAUAUACAGAAGAAGAAAAGAAUAUCACCAUCUUCCAAUAGAUUUUCAUGUAUAAUAGUUAAUGGUAUUGAUCUAUAUAUAUCAAAAUAUAGAUCAAAACCAAAUAGGCCCAUAUUUCGUGCUAAAGGCGCAUUAAUUUUUUUUUUUUUUCUUUCUCUUUCCUUUCUUUUUCUUUUUUGAUUCGCAAAAUCAAAAAGGGCCAGAAAAAGAAUAGGGAGUUUAUUUUUUUUUUUUUUUUUGUUUAUUUUUCAAUUUUGCUUUUACAAAUGUUCCUAUAUGCCGCUGCCAGAGUAAUGAAAUCAAUUUGUUUGUUAUUAUAUUAUGUAACAUUUUUUGCAAUAUCGCCAUGAUAAAUACCUCUUUUUGGUACAUAUAUUAUAAUUACUGCUAUUUAAUUAUUAUUAUUAUUAUUAUUAUUAUUAUUAUUAUUAUUAUUAUUAUUAUUAUUAUUAUUAUUGAUGUAUAAUUUUACGAUAUUUAAUUAAGUGUUU
Vespa velutina is the source of this 4431-nucleotide messenger RNA. RefSeq lists its product as uncharacterized. The transcript has 3 exons. Gene Ontology annotation, cellular component: perinuclear region of cytoplasm. Gene Ontology annotation, molecular function: mRNA binding; zinc ion binding. Gene Ontology annotation, biological process: oogenesis; negative regulation of translation. The record is from RefSeq and is a predicted model, not a curated record. Bases 727 to 1293 code for a protein of 188 amino acids. Lineage: Eukaryota; Metazoa; Arthropoda; Insecta; Hymenoptera; Vespidae.